GGCUGCUCCUCCCAUCGGCCCCACGCGGGUACCUGGCGGCGGCCGCAGCAGCCGGCGGACUGGGGACGGCGCUGCGCGGCGUCACGCAGCUGAGUGGGAGAACCGGCAGGUGACAUCCCGGCUGCCGCCUCCCAUUUUCCAGCUUGGUCGGCGACAGGGGCAGCAAGGGCUGCUGUCAGGAGCUCUGCGCUCGCGCCGCCGUCCGCCCCCGCUGGCUGCUCUCGCGCGCGCCAGGCGCCUUGGCUCCGCUCUCCACGGGGUGAGUGCGGGAACCCACUGUAAGAGCCAGUAAAUCCUGUGGAAAAUGGUCUUCAGUGAUUUUACAUCGAGGACCGUGAGUCUUUAUGAUAAUUGGAUCAAAGAUGCUGAUCCAAGAGUUGAAGACUGGCUUCUCAUGUCCUCGCCUCUACCACAAACCAUCAUCCUGGUACUCUAUGUCUAUUUUGUUACAUCUCUGGGACCAAAGUUAAUGGAGAAUCGAAAGCCCUUUGAACUCAAGAAAGUGAUGAUAACGUACAAUUUUUUCAUAGUACUCUUUUCUGUGUAUAUAUAUUAUGAGUUUGUGAUGUCUGGCUGGGGUACAGGUUAUUCAUUUCGAUGUGAUAUCGUUGACUAUUCCUGGUCGCCUACAGCAUUGAGGAUGGCACGAACCUGCUGGCUUUAUUACAUCUCCAAAUUUAUUGAGCUGUUAGAUACUAUAUUUUUUGUUCUGCGUAAGAAGAAUAGCCAAGUGACUUUUCUGCAUGUCUUUCAUCAUACCGUCAUGCCAUGGACCUGGUGGUUUGGAGUCAAAUUUGCUGCAGGUGGUUUGGGAACAUUCCAUGCCUUGCUAAAUACGGCUGUACAUGUAGUCAUGUAUUCCUACUACGGACUAUGUGCAUUGGGACCAGCCUUCCAGAAAUAUUUGUGGUGGAAAAAAUAUAUGACAUCAUUACAGCUUGUCCAGUUCAUCAUUGUCACCAUCCACAUAGGCCAGUUCUUUUUCAUGGAGGAUUGCAAGUACCAGUUUCCAGUCUUUCUGUACAUUAUUAUGAUUUAUACGUGCAUCUUUCUGCUGCUCUUUCUCCAUUUUUGGUACUGUGCUUACACCAAAGGUCAAAGGCUGCCUAAAUCUGCGAAAAAUGAAAUCUGCAAAUAUAAAGAUCACUGAAAUUCAAGCACUACAUGAAUCUAUGAAUGAGACACAUAUCUUGUCUUCCUUGACAAUCAAGAGAUAGUCCCAUGUGCAGUGCAUUUUGUAUACUUUUCAAAACCAAGAGCUUGUAUUUUUAUGAUAAGUUAUUGGGGUUUCUGAUAUUUGAGAGCACAAAGCUUCCAGAUAGCAGAGUCUUCUGAUAAUUAGAGCCUAAAUCAGCCAGUUUUUUUAGCUGCUUUUAAACCUAAUCCAAAAGUUUUGUUAAUACAUUUUGUUACAAAGGAGGAUAUGAAACAGUACAGUACUUUUCAAAGAAGUUCAGUAUAAAUGAGAAAUAUCUUUAGAUAGUUUGAGCACAGACGGAGAUCCAUGCUGUAAAAUGAAUUCCUUCUGCUAGGUCUGGAAACUUCUAACUGUGAGCUCUUGCUUUGUAGCUUGUUGACUAUAUUCAGAAGACACUGUUCACUUCAGAUUUAAAUUCCCAUUCUAAAUGACUCGAAUUUUUAAUGUUGUCAUUUAAAAUCACUAACAAUAAUUUUUAAUGGCUCUCGAGUAGCUGCCACCAGUUUGGAUGAUAAGAUUUUUUCACAGCCUUUUGUUGUAUGAAAAUGUUUAAAAGUAAUCCUUUCAGUUAGUACAUUGAUGCAGUUGACACUAAGGUUAUGUUAUUAUUUUAAAAACAAGGUGAUUUGUCUGGAUGGCUUAAUGAACAUUUUAUUAUUACUGUUUUAUAAUUAACUUUUUGUAUAUUUCUGGAAAGAGAUGAAUUUGUCAAUGGAAAAAGUACUGUGUAAUUCAGUGGGAAAAAUCUAUUGUCUGUUGUAUUACAGUGUCACUUUCUCAUCUUGUCACAGUUUAAAGGAUUAUUUGGUUAAAUAUAUGUUGGUUAGACAUGUAAAUAUUCAUAUUAUGAGCACACUGCAGGUACCCUUAAAUCCUAUGUGAUUUUAGACUACCCAUCACAUGUUUUCCAUAGAUGCAUUACAGUGGCUUCUGAAGCAGUUGGAGGCAAAUGGUGACACAGAGAUUAUACAUGGAAAAUUAUUUAGUUAUAUAAGGGUCUCUCUCAAUAAAGAAAGAGAGACUGCAUAAUAGUUAUUGUUAGAGAUACACUGCAUGAAAAAUAUUUGCUGAAAUUAUUAAUUAACUAACAGCCUGGAUUGCUUUUUUCCGAUUUAUGAACUGUAUAAUGAAGUACUAAAAUUUGUUUUGCAUAGAUUUCGUUACUUUAAAAUUGCUAUUUCAAAAAUUCUCUUGUUCUCACAUAUUUUUGUUGGAUAACCCAGACUAAUGAUCAAUAGAGUUUUGUGCAAGAAACAGAAAUAUUCAGACAUUUCUGAAUUUUUCCUUAUAGGUUAUUUUUUCCUAUGAUAUUUAUACUUGAUUUUUGAAGGAUUGCUUAUACUUAUAUGACUUUAAAUGAUUAGUACUUAUGGGUCUUGUGUAACACAUAAUGAUACUUGUGCAACAAAGUCUGAGUGUUUACUCACUGUAAACUCCUAUAGUUCUCUGUCUCCCCAUAAUCUAUUAAACUAUACCAUGGCCUUUUCUCUUCACACUUACCAGAUUUAUAAGGUUGUGCCUUUAAGUGACCUUUGAUGACUUCACUUGCUUACAGUAUGAGAAGGUUUAAGAAAUUGCAGGAGGGGAGUAUAUUUGUAUUUUUUCAAAUAAAGGAUAAAGAACAGGGGAAUGGAGCAGAUCUAAUUUAUUUCAUUGAUGGUCUCAGGAUUCCUUAAGUAUUUUCCUGUUUUGGCUCUUCAAAUCCAACCUGUGCUAAAUGAGAAGAUGUGGUAGGUGCUGUUAUAUAUACACACAAUUGCCAAAGACCAAAAAUAAAAGUAGAUAAAACAGGAGAGUUUUUCUUGCAUACUUUCUUAAUUUCUUGAUUUCUUUUCUUGCAUACUUUCUGACCCGCAUUGUACAACCACUUCUAUCUGCCCUGUAGUCUUUGAAAUGUUUGUUGUCAGCUAUCAGCAACAUGUGAUGGAACCACAUUCUAAAUUAUCAUGAAUCAAAAUGGAGAGCUAGAAUUUAACAUGAAAAGAAAUCACAGCUGGCAGAAGUGUCCUCCAUAUAAACAUCAGCAGAGCAAAAUGCAUAUCACUAGAUGUAGAAUUUGCACAGGAAUCAUUUUCUUAAAGAGUUUUGUGAGUUAUAGAGUUUCUAUUGAAGUUUCAUCCCACUUUUCAGGACUUUAUUGCCUUUGGGUUUGCUUGCCUAACAAAUAGAGCCCAGUUACAGAAUCUGAUUUACGACAUAAUGCUCUAUUAAUCCUUGAGAACCUACAUCUAUAUUACAAAUACAUAGAAAUACAAAAUUUUAAAUAUCUAUGAGACAUCGCCAUUUUACAGUCUAAGUAGCAUUCUUAAUUGAGUAGACUACAUUGUUACCUAAAUCAUGAGGUUAUUUCCUUAAUUAUCUCCUAUUUGUCAUUCUGUCAUAAAGACUGUGGAAAACUCUGUGGAUAUUGUCAAAGAUGGGGUGUGUGUAUAUUAUAAUAAACGUGUGGCAUUACA
Pteropus alecto (black flying fox) is the source of this 3654-nucleotide messenger RNA. RefSeq names its product ELOVL fatty acid elongase 7 (gene ELOVL7). Gene Ontology annotation, cellular component: endoplasmic reticulum; endoplasmic reticulum membrane. NCBI's taxonomy places the organism in Eukaryota, Metazoa, Chordata, Mammalia, Chiroptera, Pteropodidae. The coding region runs from base 305 to 1150 and encodes 281 amino acids. Gene Ontology annotation, biological process: fatty acid elongation, saturated fatty acid; fatty acid elongation, monounsaturated fatty acid; fatty acid elongation, polyunsaturated fatty acid. The transcript is spliced from 8 exons. The record is from RefSeq and is a predicted model, not a curated record. Gene Ontology annotation, molecular function: fatty acid elongase activity.